AUGCUCCAUCGUGGUGGGUGCCUUGCAGAACAGAAAGUCUUUAGUCUUUUCGCUUCCAAUGGAGUUGCUGCUGGCCAGCGGCCCUUGGUCCUCUGCUCGUCCGGCCGAGACAUCCACCCCCGCUCUCAUCUUCGAUCGCGAGGAUCGAACACGUUCAAUUUGAUAUCCCACUCCAAAAGGGGGAUUACUCCAUAUCGCGCAAUUGAGCUCGAUUUGCAAUAUGAUGCAAUGCUUAUUACCCUACCAUUUCUUGGAACGAGCCGGUAUAAUGGGCCGCCAAGGGAUUGGAUGGAGAGCCUGGGACCAGGAAUACGGGAAGAGCUCGCGAAAUUGUGGUGUGGUGGCCAUCCAGGUUAUGCAUCUAAAGUUGUCCAAGCACCGCAAGGAGGGACUCAAUGUCCGAAAGACGCACUAGCAUUCCCCUUGCAUUUUGACGAAAGAAGAUGGCUCUGA
Microsporum canis CBS 113480 is the source of this 453-nucleotide messenger RNA. RefSeq lists its product as uncharacterized. The record is from RefSeq and is a predicted model, not a curated record. The transcript is spliced from 2 exons. Lineage: Eukaryota; Fungi; Ascomycota; Eurotiomycetes; Onygenales; Arthrodermataceae. Bases 1 to 453 code for a protein of 150 amino acids.